Messenger RNA from Mesorhabditis belari, 2226 nucleotides. Lineage: Eukaryota; Metazoa; Nematoda; Chromadorea; Rhabditida; Rhabditidae. The record is from the annotation of a GenBank genome assembly.
AUGGGCAAGAAACGAGUUGAUAACGCUUUGGAGGUCGUGUGCCGAAUCGUGCCCUACAAUGGAUCGGACCCUUGUCUGACGGUUGAAGAUGAAACAACGCUUGUUGCAAUUGCACCGGAAACGACAAAGAAACAAGGAGUUAGACCAGAAAGCCGAACCUUCAAAUUUUCACACGUCUUCGAUGAAACAGAUGACCAACGCAAGAUUUUCGACCGAUCAGCCAUGGACCUCAUGGAGAACAUAUUACAAGGAAAGAAUUCUCUUCUCUUCACGUACGGAGUCACUGGCGGUGGAAAGACUUACACAAUGACGGGCAAUACAAAAGCGGUUGGCAUUCUACCGCGAUGUUUGGACGUGCUCUUUAAUAGCAUCAAGAACAAUGCUGAGAAGUUCAUUUUCCAAACAAAUGGGCGCAAUGGUUACGUGAUCGCCAAUCAAAUGGAAGCAACAUUGGCACGAAAAGCGGCUGAAAGAGGAAAAAUCGACUACAGUACAGAAAUCAGCAAUGGUCGACAAGUAGAUGGACGACAAGUUUCUGGAUUCUCGGACGACUAUACUGGCGCUGUUUUUGUCUCUUAUGUAGAGGUCUACAACAAUUACGUCUACGAUCUGUUGGACGAUUCUAUUGGGACUCCAAUUGCUCGUGAUACUCGUGUCGACAUCGCAAAUUCUGUUUAUGUGGAUGGCGUAUCGGAAUUUGAGGUUGAGACAGCAGACGAAGCUUUGGAACUACUGGCUCGAGGAGAUCAACGGCGCAGAAUAUCGGACACUCUUUUGAACAAGUCUUCUUCUCGCUCGCAUUCGGUCUUUACAAUUCGUCUAGUACAAGCUCCUUUCGAAUCUGAUUUGGCCGAUUACCCCACUACGGACCAAAGGCAACUUGUCGUUUCGCAGCUAUCACUUGUCGAUCUCGCUGGAAGUGAACGCGCCAAACGAACGCGAAACACUGGUGCAAAACUGGCGGAAGCUGGGCAAAUAAACAACUCGCUUUUAACGUUAAGGCAAUGCUUUGAGAAACUGAGGUAUAAUCAACGCCGAAGAGGAAAGGAGAAUUUGCAAGUUGUGCCAUAUCGAAACUCAAAGCUGACGACUCUCUUCAAAAAUUUCUUUGAAGGAACUGGAAAAGUGCGAAUGAUUCUCUGCAUGAAUCCACGGCCAGAUGAUUAUCAGGAAAACCUCAGUGUUCUCGAGUUUGGAGAAGAGAGUCGGGCAAUUUGCACCAGAGUUGGAGAGAAUGUGAUUGCGAAUUUGGCUUCGACGCGCCCACCUGUUCCCAAGCGAUUCUUUUUACGAUGGAAUCAAGAGGCUGAUAGAAACGACAACUCAUCGCAAAUGUCAAUCUUCCCGUCCGGUGAACAAAUGCCACCGGAAGCAGGAGACAAUGAAGAAAUGAGCGCGCACUUCUCGAGGCUUCGUAAUUGGGCCGAACAACGCCAAAAUCUUCAAGCGUCCCUUUUGCAGAACAUGAAAGAAUCGGCGGUCCUUUUUGAACCAAAGCUUCGAGCCGCUCUAUGCCUCCUGGACUACCGUAACUACGAAUUAGAAGAACUGAAAAUACAAAAGCUGGAAGAUGAGUCGGCCUUGGCACGAGUUCAGGCUCAACUGAAGCAAGCAAAUAGAGAAUUGCUUUCACUUCGCGGUCGACUGAAGAUUUACGAAGAAGAAGACGCACGAGCCAUCACCGCCGAAGAGCAACAACGACUAAAAAAUAAAUCGGAGCAUGAGAAAUUGAAAGAAACGCAAAGGGCACUAAGGAAAAUCAAUGAAGUUUGCGAAAGUACGACUCGUUCUCCAUCAGUGGCACAAUUGAAGAGCACGUUCAAUCAAAUGGCAACAAGUACAAAGCAAAUAGCUUCUCCCGUGCGAAGGGCCCGAGAUGAAACGGAAAAGGGAGGCGCCGGUUUUUACGAUCCUCGUUAUCAACGCAGGUCAAAGUCUGCUCCUCGUAUGUUGGUCCAUCAACCCCUCAAUCGAAUCCCAACCGGAAACAUCCUGAGAGCCAAAGUGCCGCCAAAUGCCAUGACUACAACUGCCCCACAGACGAACGCGUUGAAGAAAAGCACGGAUUAUGUGCUCACUCAUCAAAUGGUCGACAAAGUAGGGAACAUCUCGACUAGCAUCGUUAAGGGCCACGUUAUUCCAACGGCUGGCGGUGGCUCGGCUGUUUGCUUUGAGAACGUCGAAAAACUGACCCACGAGAAGUUGACAAAUCGAGCUAAUGGAAAU